Molecule: messenger RNA, 1995 nt
Organism: Aspergillus puulaauensis
Lineage: Eukaryota; Fungi; Ascomycota; Eurotiomycetes; Eurotiales; Aspergillaceae
Product: putative C6 transcription factor
Exons: 2
Coding region: 1-1995 (664 amino acids)
Biological process (GO): DNA-templated transcription; regulation of transcription by RNA polymerase II
Cellular component (GO): nucleus
Molecular function (GO): DNA-binding transcription activator activity, RNA polymerase II-specific; zinc ion binding; RNA polymerase II cis-regulatory region sequence-specific DNA binding
Source: RefSeq, a predicted model, not a curated record
AUGCCUGUAACACCGGAUAGACCAUCAUCGAUUCGCAAACGUCAUCGGCCCGCUCAUUCAUGCACCGAGUGCCGUCGCCGCAAGGUCCGAUGCGACCGAGUCAAACCACACUGCGGCCAAUGCAGAGCUCUGGACCUGACUGCAUUAUGCACAUACGAGGAGAAAGCUCGCGCGCAGAGCGCUCAUCGUGCGGCAUCAAUCGCUUCUAGCACCGAGCAACGACUUCCCAGAUCCCAAGAUACGCCCGGGAAAGCAUAUCCGACCAGUACUCCCACUCCCCGCCGCAUCCAAGGGACCAUCUCUAAAACCAGGGUGUAUGGUCAUGGCCACUGGAUGAAUGCAUUCUCACUGAUGGAAGGGCUACACCCCCUCGAGCCCUUCGGGGAGUGCUUUAAAGCUUUCUUCCCCCGAUCAAACGGCAACUCAGGAGACGACGUAGCAAACACGGUCCUUGAAUGCAAAAGGCUGGCGCAGAAUGUCAAGCAGCAGCGGCCCAGCCGGAGAUGUCUCUCGGCUGAUAUUCAUAGGUUCUUCCCGGACCGCGGUAUCAUGGAUGAACUGAUAAGGUUGUAUUUUGCUACCUUUGAAUCCUGCUAUGGGAUAUUGUGUUAUUCUUCUUUUUUGCGAGAUUAUGAUUCCUGCAUGGAACUACCGGAAAGUGCGGAAAGUCCGUUUCUUCUACAGAUCCUACUCGUCAUGACUGUUGCGGGCCCUUUGCAUAGUGAUGCGAGCGUGCGCGCUGAAAUGGCAGCGAAUGCCCGGAUAUGGAUCCACAUUGCUCAGAAUUGGCUGUCAGCGCCGAUGGAAAAGGACCGACUGACGCUAAAGGCAGUUCAAGUUUAUUGCUUGGUGUUACUUUCAAGAGAGGUUAAUCAUGUAGGGGCGGACCUGGUUUGGAUAUCGGCGGGGUCGUUGGUGAGGAUUGCCAUGCAGAUGGGACUGCAUCAGGAUCCAGACCUUCUCGGCCAGAUGGAUGUCGAGGAGAAGGAGUUACGAAGACGGCUAUGGUACACAAUUCUUGAGAUGAAUGUCCAGGCGGCGAUUGACUCUGGCAUGCCGCCCAUGAUCACCGAGGAAGAUUAUAAUACCCAGCCGCCAAAAACCAGGGAUGAAACUACAAGAGACGGACUGAUCAAUUGUUCUCUCCAGCCGCUACUUGCAAAAUCUAUUCCUCUGCGCCUUCGCCUCACCAGAAUCAUCAACAGCAUGCAAGAAGAACCGUCAUACGAUAAGGUCCUAGAUCUGGGAAAUGAACUGGCCACGGCGAGUUCCGAGGCCGCAGUUGCAAUAAACGAGAGCCCGUCAACGAAUACUUUUGGAUCCAGCUUCUGCAGCCAUCUUCUCCGCCGAUUCUCGUUAUGCCUUCACUAUCGCCCCGCGGUCAAGUCCAAAACAAACCCGCUAUACAGCCACUCCAGACAGGUCUGUUUGGAAGCAGCCUUGGAUUUGGUGGCACUUCUGGACGACGACCUAUAUAGCCGGAUACUCUGCAUCGGCGGUGGGAUGUUCCGCGACCUCAUCACGCGAGGCGCUCUGGUUAUAUUCCUAGAACUGAGCCCAGACCUAAGCGAGGACACGUCGAUAUUCGCGAAAAAGCGCCAUCGCGCACGUCAGGAACCGCUGUUAACCGACGCCCGCCGCGUGGUACAGUACGCAAAAGAGCGGAUGUCGCAAGGUGACACAAAUGUCAAGACUUAUGUAUGUUUGAGCAUGAUGCUGGCUCAUGCUGAGGCCCGACUUGACGGGUUACCAUUCAAAGAAGCUGUUGCGAACGCGACGCGCGACAGCUUGAAUGUCUGCCGUGAUAUUCUACAAGCGACUGCGUCUGCGCGUGCCACAGAUAUAAGGUAUCCAGAUCUUGAGACUUGGACUAAUGGUGUGAUCUCGCCCCUGCAUCUUGAUACCAACUUUGAGGAGGAUCUGGAUGGGCUUUUCAAUUUUGAUUUUACGAACGAGCAGUUUUCUAUGCAGUGGCCUGCGGAGACAGCUUUCUGA